Molecule: messenger RNA, 762 nt
Organism: Mesorhabditis spiculigera
Lineage: Eukaryota; Metazoa; Nematoda; Chromadorea; Rhabditida; Rhabditidae
Source: the annotation of a GenBank genome assembly
AUGAAUGAAACGGAUAUUAGCCUGCCGAAGCGCAUGCGCUCCGGCUCUCUAUCGUCGCCCGAAAGUGGAAUAGGCACGCCGACCCGGAAGUUCCGUCCUCAGCGCAGGCGCCUCACCAGUGACUCUUCAAUCACAGAUGAUAGCAUUUCGCUGCACACGCGUUCCAAAUCUUCAAUCUCGGCCGAAAGUGCAGUCAACAUGAUGACCCCACAGUUACGUCGUAGGCGCCCGCGUAUGACCAGUCGCUCUUCCACCAAGUCCGAAAGCAACUGCACGGGCUACGGUGGAUCGCCGGAUUCUGGGGUGGAAAUGAGUCCGCUCUCUCACUGGUCUACGGCUCUUGUAUCCCGGAUUUCCAAAUCGGAUUACGACUUGUACAAGAUAAAGCCGCGCUGGUUUUCUGCCCCGAAGCCCGAUAACGAAGAACAAAAGGCGGAGCGAAACUAUCGCUCAGAGCGCUGGUUCCGCGCUGCCGCCCGCGACAACGAGUGUUAUGACGGGCAAUGGCCUGAGCGUGUAUCGCACUGGUUGAAAGGGGCAUAUUCUGAAGACGAAUGCCGGAAGUUGGCGUUGAAAGUUCUUGGCGUCACUCUACCUGCCAAACAAUUUCGGUUCCGUCGAGAUCCGGCCGACUUCUUUGAAGACCAACGAGUUCCGAAAUGUGAAUGGGCAACCGCGGACAACCUGUCAGAUUCGAUGUUGGAGAUCGACGAGGCUUAUUAUGACAACAAGCCCCCGAAACACUUUUACAUAGACUCUUUG